Molecule: messenger RNA, 1061 nt
Organism: Aethina tumida (small hive beetle)
Lineage: Eukaryota; Metazoa; Arthropoda; Insecta; Coleoptera; Nitidulidae
Product: leucine-rich repeat-containing protein 15-like
Exons: 1
Coding region: 138-1040 (300 amino acids)
Molecular function (GO): protein binding
Source: RefSeq, a predicted model, not a curated record
AUUGUUACACGCCCUGAUUUACAGUUACAGAUUGUACUACAAUCAAUACGCGACCUCGAUUUGUUUAUAUCUGUACAAAAACAUCCGAUUAAUCUCCGGAGUCAAGAGUUCAGUCUGUUCGAAGCACACGAACAACAAUGUCACCCACAAGCGUUCUAAUAUUUUUGUUGUUAUUAUACGGCGUUUUAAUUAAGUGUCAAAAACCAUUCUUCGAUAAUAAAAAUCUGACGGUAAUCAAAGGCAACAAAACGUUAUCUGACGUGAUGUGCGAUUCCGUGUUGCACCAUUUGGACGCGACAGAUAUAAUCGCAGAAGAAGAACGAAUACCCACACUGCUCCUUGGUACGUUCGCUAAUCUAUUGCAACUCAAAACCAUCAAACUGCAAAACGAUAGAAUAGAACGCAUCGAAAAGGGAACCUUUAUUAAUCUGCCAAAGCUGAAGGUGAUAAACUUGAACUUCAACAAAAUCGAACUGUUAACUGAAGGUAUUUUCAACUUUUUGCCCGUAGUUCAAAUACAUAUGAGAGGAAAUAGAAUACGGUAUGUGGAACCCGAAACUUUCCAAAAUUUACAAUACCUUCAAGACUUGGAUAUGAUGAUGAACAAUAUCGAAAAACUUCCGGCAAACAUGUUUGAAAAUACGACCAAUUUAAGAAAAUUAAAUCUCAGUUAUAAUAAGAUUAAAACAUUGCCACAAUUGAUCUUUCAUAUGGGAUUUUUGAACAACCCUGUUGGAAUUGAUUCGUACAUCGACUUGGGACAUAAUCAAAUAAAUUCAUUAAGUCCUGGUUUGUUUAAAGGUGUUUAUUAUGUGAAAACUAUUAAUCUUAAUAACAAUUUAAUUGAUACAAUUCCGGAUAAUAUUUUUUCGGAUAUAAGAGACGGUGAAUGCGCCGAUUUCAGUGGCAAUUAUUUGAAGAAUAUUAAUCAAAGUACUCUGGAUAGUUUGACGAAGUCUUUUAAAAUUGUGGACAUGCACUAUAAUAACUUCGAUGACAGCAUGAUACUGAUACUAAAUAGAACCAAUGUAAUUUAUUAAUCUAGUCAUUUAAUAAUAAAU